Molecule: messenger RNA, 924 nt
Organism: Rotaria sp. Silwood1
Lineage: Eukaryota; Metazoa; Rotifera; Eurotatoria; Philodinida; Philodinidae
Source: the annotation of a GenBank genome assembly
AUGGAUCGUUCUCAAGUUGCAUCGAUUUUACAUGAACUUAAUUUAAAUGAAAAUUCUGUGGCAAACAUUUACCAUCAUGGUUCAUGGGUAUAUGGCACUAAUACACCUACAUCUGAUCGAGCCCUUAUCAUAGUCACCCGUUCAUCUGAUCAAAAACCAGUAAAAUUUCGUAAUGAUUUUGAUUAUUUUCAUGAAUUUGAAUUACAUAAAUUAUGGAAUCAAUAUGACGUUUGUGUAUAUUCAAUUGAAAAUUUUGAAACUCUUUUAGCAAACAGCUAUUUAUGUGUUGUUCAAUCUAUAUUUUUACCUAAUGAAUUUAAAAUUAAAGAAGAAAUUAAUUUUCAAUCAAUUUAUCUUGAAAAAUAUUAUAAUAAAUUUCAAUUAAAACGAGCUGUAUUUUAUGAAAUACAUCGAGAUUUUAAUUUUACUGAACAAUUGAUUCAAACACGUUCCAUACAUAAUUUUAAACGUGUUUCGCAUAUAUUUAAUCAAAUGAAAAAUAUAUGUGGUGAUCCAAUAGAUAAUUCAGAUAUGAAACGAAAACGAAGACAUAGUAAACUACAACAAUUAACGAUAUCAUCACAUUAUUAUGGUCAAUAUCCAUCAAUCGUUAAGCAUAUUGAAGAAGAAGUACACAAACAAUUUCAAGAUUUUAAUAUAAUACGUAUUAAAAUUGAGUCAUCAGUAUCGAAUGAAGGUAUUCCAAAAAGAAGUAUAGAUAAAAGAUUAUUUUGGGAUGAAACAACAAAUUAUUUCGAAUUUCAUUAUACAAUCAUGGAGAGAAAAGAUCGUAAAGGAGAUAACUUAAGCAAACUUCGAGACGUAUGCCGAUCGAAUCAUAAAUUUGAUUUACGUUUAUCACAUAAUACGCUAAAACGAUUCGAUAAUAAACAAGUAACGUACAUCGUCAAGCGAUUCACUUAG